Messenger RNA from Lobosporangium transversale, 591 nucleotides. RefSeq lists its product as hypothetical. The coding region runs from base 42 to 383 and encodes 113 amino acids. The transcript has 2 exons. Lineage: Eukaryota; Fungi; Mortierellomycota; Mortierellomycetes; Mortierellales; Mortierellaceae. The record is from RefSeq and is a predicted model, not a curated record.
UCCAAUCACACGCACAACCUGCCUGAUUUAGUCCGAGGUAAAUGCCAGUUUACUCCACUGUUUGCCCCUUGAAGUUAAUUAAAAAAAAAAAUAUCGCAAAUUUUUUCAGAAACAUCUUUGUCCUUCAUUCCUUCACUUUUUGCUUCCACUCCACUUUUUUUUUUUUUUUUUUUUAUUUUUUUAUUUUUAUUGUUUCUUUGCUCACAAAACUCAUCAUCACAUCCUCGUUUCAUUUGCUUCAUUUUUCGUUUACUUCGUUUGCCUCAUUUGCUUCAUUUGCUUCAUUUGCUUCAUUUGCUCCCCUUUCUUUUAUAUCUCGUACUUCUGUUUACUCAGCCAUGGUACACUCCACCACGACGCUUGAUCUCAUGUCAAUGGAUUAGCUCUAAAUUACAGAAUAACGUGGAAAAAAAUAAUAAUAAUAAUAAUAAUAAUAACCCCGACCACCUUGAGUUUCAAACUGCUUUUUCCGGCAGAAUCCUGUUUCCAUCAUUGUCCUUGUUGCUGUUUUUUCUCGCCACAUGCGCCAAUUUUUUAACACUUUGCUCCCUCCACCGUUCUUUGACUCUUGCUGCCCCUCUUUGUCCAUUG